This is a messenger RNA of Trichomonas vaginalis G3, 717 nucleotides long. RefSeq names its product maturation of LSU-rRNA from tricistronic rRNA transcript (SSU-rRNA, 5.8S rRNA, LSU-rRNA). The record is from RefSeq and is a predicted model, not a curated record. Gene Ontology annotation, molecular function: structural constituent of ribosome; RNA binding. Gene Ontology annotation, cellular component: cytosolic large ribosomal subunit. The transcript has a single exon. Lineage: Eukaryota; Parabasalia; Trichomonadida; Trichomonadidae. Gene Ontology annotation, biological process: maturation of LSU-rRNA from tricistronic rRNA transcript (SSU-rRNA, 5.8S rRNA, LSU-rRNA). Bases 1 to 717 code for a protein of 238 amino acids.
AUGGCUGGAACUGAGAGAGAAGUUGCCUUCCGCAAGCAAAGGCGUGACUAUACAAAGCGUACAAAAAAGAACCAUAUCCGUGAAGGAACCAAAAUCACUGUUAAAAAGCAAGAGAGAUUCAUACGUCCUGAAUCAUUAGUAUCUAAAAACCGCCAGUUACAGACUGACAAAAAGAAAUUCCUAGCUAACACAAAGCGCCCAGUUAGCAAGAAUUUCCCACAGCCAUCUGAGGAGGACAAAAUUGCACUUGUUGUUCGUGUCACACCAAAGAAAGAGUAUUUAUGCAAGGAAGUUCGUACAAUUCUUACAGAAUAUCGCUUAAAUGAUCAGUUUGAUGGCGUUUUUGUUGCUCUUACACAAGAAAAUCGUCAGAAACUUAAAUCAAUCGCCCACACAAUUGUUUACGGUGUUCCUACUGUUGAAUUCAUCCGCCAGCUCAUUCACACACGCGCUUUCACAGUUAAAGAUAACAAUGAAAUCGCUAUUAACUCAAACAAAUUAGUUUCAGAGGCACUUUCAGAUAAAGGCCUUGAAUGCCUUGACGAUAUGGUCCAUUCCAUUUCUUCGGCUGAUGACAAUGCUACAGCAGUUGCAGCAUUUCUCGCUCCUUUCCACUUCAACAAGAUCGAUGUCUCAAAGCCAAGACUUCUUGCAAGCCAGGGAGGUAUCUCUGGAUGGACUGCUGAUAUCCAGGACUUCAUUUCUAAGAUUAUAUAA